AUGCAGGCCUUCUCCAGACAGAUGCGGCCAGGCUCCGCCGUCCUGCGCCAGCUCUCCAAGCGCACCUACAGCUCCUCCUCGUCCCCCUACUCCAAGACCAUCGACAACCUCCGCAUCAACUCGGAGACAAAGGUCCUCUUCCAGGGCUUCACCGGAAAGCAGGGAUCUUUCCACGCCGAGCAGGCUAUCGCCUAUGGCACGAAGGUUGUUGGUGGUACCAACCCCAAGAAGGCCGGCACUACGCACUUGGAUCUCCCCGUCUUCGGCACUGUCGCUGAGGGUGUCAAGGAGACUGGUGCCAAUGCUACUGCUCUCUUCGUCCCCCCCCCGCUUGCCGCUGCCGGUAUCGAGGAGGCCCUGAACGCCGAGGUGCCCCUCGUCGUCUGCAUUACUGAGGGUAUUCCCCAGCACGACAUGGUUCGCAUUACCGACAUGCUCAAGACCCAGGACAAGACCCGUCUCGUCGGCCCCAACUGCCCCGGCAUCAUCGCCCCCGGCCAGUGCAAGAUCGGCAUCAUGCCCGGCUUCAUCCACAAGCGCGGCCGCAUCGGUAUCGUCUCCCGUUCCGGUACUCUGACCUACGAGGCCGUCAACCAGACCACCCAGGCCGGCCUGGGUCAGUCUCUCGUUGUCGGCAUUGGCGGUGACCCCUUCAGCGGCACCAACUUCAUCGACUGCCUCAACGUCUUCCUCAAGGACCCCGAGACCGACGGCAUCAUCAUGAUUGGUGAGAUUGGUGGCUCGGCCGAGGAGGAUGCCGCCGACUUCCUCAAGGAGUACAACACUGCCAACAAGCCCGUCGUUAGCUUCAUUGCCGGCAUCAGCGCUCCUCCUGGACGCAGAAUGGGUCACGCUGGUGCCAUCGUCUCUGGUGGCAAGGGCGGCGCCGACUCCAAGAUCAAGGCCCUCGAGGAUGCCGGUGUGAUUGUCGAGCGCUCCCCUGCCAGCCUGGGCCGUGCCCUGCGUGAGGAGUUCGUCAGACGCGACCUCCUAUAA
Microdochium trichocladiopsis is the source of this 996-nucleotide messenger RNA. RefSeq names its product succinyl-CoA synthetase-like protein. The record is from RefSeq and is a predicted model, not a curated record. The transcript has 5 exons. Gene Ontology annotation, molecular function: succinate-CoA ligase (GDP-forming) activity; succinate-CoA ligase (ADP-forming) activity. The coding region runs from base 1 to 996 and encodes 331 amino acids. Lineage: Eukaryota; Fungi; Ascomycota; Sordariomycetes; Xylariales; Microdochiaceae. Gene Ontology annotation, biological process: tricarboxylic acid cycle. Gene Ontology annotation, cellular component: mitochondrion; succinate-CoA ligase complex (ADP-forming).